Molecule: messenger RNA, 1791 nt
Organism: Lutzomyia longipalpis
Lineage: Eukaryota; Metazoa; Arthropoda; Insecta; Diptera; Psychodidae
Product: apyrase
Exons: 3
Coding region: 103-1737 (544 amino acids)
Biological process (GO): AMP catabolic process
Cellular component (GO): plasma membrane
Molecular function (GO): 5'-nucleotidase activity
Source: RefSeq, a predicted model, not a curated record
GAGCUCCAGUUGAGUAUUGUCUCUUGCCACGAGCUUGUCUCUUUGGGAUUUUUUUUUGAAAAUUUUUAAUUUUUUUUAAUCAAUUUUUGACUCUAAGAGAAAAUGGAAUUUUAUUUAAUAAAAUUACUUCUUGCGUGCGUGUCUGUGUCACUUUUAGUUUCUGCACAAAACUUUCCAGUCUCAAUUAUUCACCUCAAUGAUUUUCACGCACGAUUUGAAGAAGUUAACAGCAAUUCAGGCACGUGCAAACCUGAGGAUGGUGAGGUGUGCAUUGGUGGCUAUGGGCGCGUCGUGACGACGGUUAAGCGUCUCUACGAGGAGAAGAAAGACCUCAAUCCCAUCUACCUCAAUGCUGGUGAUAAUUUUCAGGGGACUCUCUGGUACAACAUCCACAGAUGGAACGUCACGAGUUACUUCCUCAAUCUCCUGCCUGCAGAUGUGAUGACUCUCGGGAAUCAUGAGUUUGACCAUCAAGUUUCUGGUGUUGUACCCUUCUUGGACACCAUCAAUUCGCCCAUUGUGAUUGCCAAUGUGGACGCUACGGAGGAGCCAACAUUCGAUGGGAAAUUCACAAAAUCCUACGUGAUUGAGAAAUAUUCGAGGAAGAUCGGCGUUAUCGGUGUGAUGUUACAGACAACUCCGAAUAUCGCCAGCACCGGAAAGUUGAAGUUCACAGAUGAGGCAACUGCGGUGAGGGAGGAAGCAGCAAAACUCAAGAGUGAAGGAAUCGACAUUAUCAUUGUCCUCUCGCAUUCUGGGCUGGAAGUGGACGUUGCUAUUGCCGAGAAUGGAGGUCCGGAUAUUGAUGUGAUUGUCGGUGGGCAUAGUCACACAUUCCUGUGGACCGGGGAGGAUUCUCCGGGGCCAGAUUACCCACGUGGGGAGUACCCAACGAUCGUUCAGCAAAGCCAACAUGGGAAUCGCCGGGUGCUCAUUGUCCAGGCAUCAGCUUAUACGAAAUAUCUCGGAGACAUCACCGUCUACUUCGAUGCGGCUGGAGAGUUGGUGAGCUACAGUGGAGCUCCCAUUUAUUUGGGCCCUGAAAUUCAGCCUGAUCCUGCAAUUCAGGAAGAACUGAUUCCGUGGAAGGUGGUCGUGGAUCAGGCGGGAUUGCGUGUGAUCGGCCAUUCGAAGAUUGAAAUUUCCAAGCAGGGCUGCAGCAAUGGCGAAUGCAAUUCGGGGAGUUUAAUUACGGAUGCCUAUGUGCAUUCGUACGUAAUUCAGGAUCCUCCGGAGAAGGGAUGGACUCGUUCAGCGCUGUGUGUUACGAACACAGGAGGCAUUCGUUCGCUGCCCACAACUCCGGGUUCCCUCAACUAUGGGGAUCUCGUGGCAAUUAUCCCCUUUGAGAAUACUCUGGAUUUGUUGGAUUUGCGCGGGGAUCAUGUGCUGGAAAUGCUGGAAUUUUCUGCCUCAUCCACCCUCACGUGGCUCCAAGUUUCCGGAAUGAGGAUUGUCUUCAAUAUGACGAAACCAGUGGGACAGAGGGUGGCCGAAUUAAGUUUACUCUGCAAUGAAUGCGAUAUUCCCGUGUAUGAGCCCCUGGACACGGAGAAGAUGUACAAAUUUGUCAUGCCAUCCUUCCUGGCCGGUGGAGGCGAUGGGUACUACAUGGUGUCGGAGAAUAAGCAAAAUCACGUCGUUGGGCACAUUGAUAUUGAUGCCUUUGAGCGGUAUGUGGCUCAAAUGUCGCCCCUCAUGAAUCCCAUCACCGGCAGGAUAACCGUUGUAACGUAGAAAGGAAAAAUUCGUUAAAAAGCGCGGAAAUAAAAUGAAAAGGAUUUUUCUAAA